UAAAGAAGCAAGACUGCCCUACAAGACAGCUGCUGGUAUCCUUGGUGAAUCAGCACAAGAAAUGGAACCAGAAGCUGAAGAUCUUGAAAAAAGUGAUAACUUGACCUGGUCAGGAUCUGAUGGUUCCCAGGAAAUUUGUGCCUCUGAGUCUUUGACAGGGUCCUAUAAUGAAGAUGAUUACAGUGAAGCUGAGAACCCCUCAGCCCCUAGGUCUGGAUGUGAGUCCCCAGCGUUCCUUAAUUUGCAUGACUGGGAAUCUGUAAAUACGCAAGAGUCCCCUGCAGAGCAUUAUGAGAGGAAUGCUGCAGUUUCACACAAAGGCAAGGAUGACAUCUACAUUUGUGAAUCAAGAGAGUCCAUUACAGGAUCUCCUCACACCCAAACCUCACCAGCGUCACUUUCCAUAGACCCAGAGCCCCCAGAUUCCAUGCCUCACACUGGCCACAUAUUGUGGCAGCAUUCCCAGUCUUCCUCCUCCUCUCUUGGCUGUUCUGCAGAUCUGACCCAGGCCUUGACCCUGACCACAAAACAGCCCCAGGGAACCAGUUAUAGGCAGGGCCCAAGGACUGGGAACAGGAGGGUUGAAUCUUCAGAGGAAGGAGGGAGUGGUGAAGCACCUCCUGCUUCUGUCUUCUUUGGAAUUUCAGACGAGGGUGCUGAGCAGGCAGAGAAGUGGAACUCAGGGUCUGACACAGAUCUGUGCAGACCGGACAGGCACAGGGAAAGGUACACACGGCUCAAACACACCGAGAGCCAAUCAGAGAAACGUGUGAAGGAGACCAAGUCUAAAUGUAAACAAAUUGCCCGACUGCUGACUGAUGCACCCAACCCACAAAAUAAGGGAGCCUUGCUGUUUAAAAAACGCCGCCAGAGGGUCAAGAAAUACACACUUGUGAGUUACGGGACUGGUGUUGACAGCGAAGACCAAAUAGAGGGACAAACUGACGAAAUUAGAUCAGCUGGGUAUAACAUUGUGCCUACAAGUGAUUCAGAGCAAGAGGAGCAGUAUUCUCUUUAUCAUCAGCAGUAUAAUUUAACUGUAAGUUGGGGAAGUGUUCAAAAUAUGGAAGCUCUACCAGAGACAAAAGGGAAGGGAGUUUUGAUGUUUGCACAACGGCGCAAACGAAUGGAUGAACUUGUGUCAGAGCAUGAAGAACUGAGGAGUAAAGGAUCACCAGUGGAGGCAGUGUCAGAACCACAAAGUAUAAGAGGACAGAAUACCUAUGACCCAAAGGAAAUGCAUGUGCAUGCUGAUGAGACCAAAUACUCAGAUGUAAAUCUCAAGAAACAUUUAGAAUGCCAUGAUGAUAUUCAGCAAAUGAACCACCUCUCUAACGUCCCCAAACCUUUGGUGCCGAACAGAACUGCAAAACCUUUCCAGGGAUUUCAAGAUGGUUCAACUCCUGCUGCCAUGCCUGGGGGUGUCAGUCCAGUCCAAAAGAUGAAUGAAUCAAGAUUUAAAGUACCUGUGCCAAUUAAUACUAACCCAAAAGUUUGGUCUCCAACUGGAGACAUCAUAGCCUCAAGAGAUGAGCGAAUAUCUGUGCCAGCCAUAAAGACCGGCAUCCUACCAGAGUUGAAACGGAAAACCACUAAUAAACAGCCAUCAACGUCGGCACGAGGCACAGAUCCAAACAUUCAAAACAAAGGGGAAAGGCGGUCUUAUAUUGAGUCAGAAGAAGACUGUUUUAGUCUGGGUGCUGAGGCCUGCAACUUCAUGCAGCCCAGAACAAUAAAACUCAAGAAUCCUCCUCCAGUUGCCCCAAAACCCAACAUCAACCCAUCGUGCCCACCUUGGAUGAGGACAAGUCCCUCCAGUGAACCCUAUAUUCCCCCUAGAAGUCCAGUCCCACAACCCUCUCACAGUCCUGUGGGGCCUCAUAGUCAGCAUUAUUUACAGCAGCAAGAUUGGGCUCAACCUCAACAGAUGGCCAGCCGUUGGGCAUCAGAUCAAACUCAGGCAACACUUCAAACACCUGCCAAUGCCUGGGUUCCGGUCAACUCCUCUUCUCAGCUUCAUCUUCAGCCAACCACAAAUAGCUGGAGUCAACAGCCCGCACGAUCCCCUGUGAGUAUGCAGGCCCGCAGUCCCUCUUACAGCCCACAUUCACCCCCAAAGAACAAGUCAGACAGUGCUCCAAACUCUGUUGCUUCUUGCCCACCACAGACAGAGAAGUCAUACUUAAACACAUCUAAAGGCUUGCAGGCUUCUCCAAAGGGCCGAGUCUCAGACAGGAGUAUUAAACAGGGUGCCGAUGGUUCAGCCAUGGCAGGAAAGGGCGCAGAAUUGUUUGCCAAAAGACAGUCCCGUAUGGAGAAGUUUGUUGUUGAUGCUGAAACAGUGCAAGCUCAUAAAACAAGAUCCCCCUCCCCAACUUUGUCCCUUCCUAACUCUUGGAGAUAUUCAUCCAAUAUUCGUGCCCCACCUCCACUGUCAUAUAAUCCUCUUCUUGCUCCUUUCUACCCUCCAUCAGCAGCCAAGCAGCCCCCUUCCACGAGCCCCAAAAUCAAGCCCAACACCAAAGAGAAGCCUAAAUCAGCCCCCAAGCACCUCAAAGCCUUAGAUAUCAUGAAACAUCAACCCUAUCAGUUGGACUCCUCUCUUUUCAAGUAUGAUGCUGCCUCUGAGGCAAAAAGCCCCAGCCCUAAACCAACUCCUGUCUCAAAGUUUGAAAUUACCAAAAGCCGUAAACAAAGAUCUGCCUCAUCUCACUCUUCACAUAUUACCUCUGAUCUUGCUGUACAUAGCAAGAUAGAGACCCCCGCUAAGUCUCCUGGGCCGGUAAGUUCUCAAAAUUCCUCUGUCCAAAACACGAGAGCAGCUGAGCCACUAGCUACUGACAAGCACUUGGAUGAAAAGCUCGUUGCCACAACUGCAGGCAAUCACAUAAGCAGCAAGCAAGCACCAAGCGCCCGACCUCCCAGCACGUCCUCUCAGCAUUCGUCUAUUGGUGACAGCAUAGCUUCAGCUUUCUCCCCUGCAUCUCUUAUUGCUCGAGGCGCACGCCAAAUGGCUCCUCGUCCAAAAUUUUCUGCUAAGAAACCAGUGGUGACAGGAAAACAGUGGAAGCCUGUUGCUAUGCUUCAGUUGAUCUAAGACUGUUCAUGGUCAUGCUUUGUUGUAGUCUGAGGCCAUAAUUGCACCAUUACACCUGCAGCUUGGUGACUUAAAUAUUUUAACAAAUGAAAAUGUUUAGACUUUUUGCACUAAAUGCAGCCUUCAUCCAAAGUGAUUAACAGUAAAUAACUAUGAUAAAUGUAGGUAUUUAAAGAUACUGAUAAAUAAGUUUAAACUUAAAUUAAUUUUAGAUAAAUUUUUAUUAAUAAACCAAACAAAGUAAACAAGUGAUAACACUGACUAAUUCAGCUUAUUUGAAUAAUAAAUGAAUGACUUAUCGCAUUCUCCUUCUAAAACUUGGACAUUGUGUGUAGACUUGAAAGGGAAAAGUGAGAAAAAAUACUAAAUAAUUCUCAGGAAGUGCCUUUACAUGUGCAAUAAUGUGUGAAUAGAGGCAAAUUGUGUUAAUGCCUCCAGUCUUUAGUUGUUUUUGUUUUCUCUCUCCUUUGUAAGAGAGAAGAUCACAUGUAGCAGUAACAACCAGUGAACCCCCAAACAACACAAACAAUUAUAAUCGCCAUACUUAACCACUGUUUAAAAUUCUGUUAAGUGGUAUAACAAUUAUUCACUUCAUAUGUACUAAAUACUUUUAAUUAUUAAUUGUGAAUGGGGGAAACAUGUGUACACAUUUAAUUUGUGUGUGCAAACUUUUUUCAGUUCCUUCUGUCUCAUUCCAGAUUUUUACAGUAUCACAAAAGAUAAACAGAUUACCAUUGGGAUCUUUAACCCUGACAACUAAAAGUAUUAUGCAUCAUUUUUUAAUGUGUACAUAUCUCUCUGCAAGUAUCUGUUAUGAACAGUUGUUCAACUGUCAGUAAGUCAUCAAACAUUCUGCUUCUUUAUGUUAGUUGGGAAACACCAACAGCAGAGAUCUGAAUGCUGACGCUGAUUCACAUUAUAGCAACUCCAGAUGAAACAAGGAAAACAACUGUCUUGUUUGUCUCUGUCUUCCUCUGUCUGACUUAUCACUGUUUAUUGCACUUCUUGUACUCAGCACAGUUAUAACAUUAAAUUUCUUUUUCCUCCUA
Melanotaenia boesemani (Boeseman's rainbowfish) is the source of this 4146-nucleotide messenger RNA. RefSeq names its product synaptopodin 2b (gene synpo2b). Gene Ontology annotation, biological process: positive regulation of actin filament bundle assembly. Gene Ontology annotation, cellular component: Z disc; nucleus; actin cytoskeleton. Lineage: Eukaryota; Metazoa; Chordata; Actinopteri; Atheriniformes; Melanotaeniidae. The record is from RefSeq and is a predicted model, not a curated record. Gene Ontology annotation, molecular function: actin binding. Bases 62 to 3097 code for a protein of 1011 amino acids. The transcript is spliced from 3 exons.